Cheilinus undulatus (humphead wrasse) is the source of this 3591-nucleotide messenger RNA. RefSeq names its product protein associated with LIN7 2, MAGUK family member b (gene pals2b). Gene Ontology annotation, cellular component: plasma membrane; cell-cell junction. The coding region runs from base 554 to 2287 and encodes 577 amino acids. The transcript has 15 exons. The record is from RefSeq and is a predicted model, not a curated record. Lineage: Eukaryota; Metazoa; Chordata; Actinopteri; Labriformes; Labridae. Gene Ontology annotation, molecular function: protein binding.
UCUGGUAGUCUGCUGCGGGACCAGGACAGACAGCUGAGGGGGGCCUGAAUGUCCAACCGGGACGGUCGUUGGACUACCGCGAACUCACACACACCAUUUCCAGAGAUAGUGGCCGUUUACUGCGAUGGCGACACUGUGCCAGUCGAUGAUGCAGGCAUCCUGGGAGAGCAGCAGACAAUGAAUGGUCCGGGAUGACUGUGUGGAUCAGUCCGAGGGAACAACAGCCUCAGUCUACCAACAAGACUGUAAUCUUACAAGGGUCGAAGAUGGCAUAGAUAGAUGAGACCGAUAAUCCACAGGGGAAACAGAGCUGCCACUGAGUGUGUGUGAGAGGGAGAAGCGCAGGAAUGUGUCUGAAUGUUAAAGUCUCCACAGUCGACUGAUGAGCAGCCAGUAGCACCGGGGUUGGGCUACACCGACUGGCACAGAGGGUCAGCAGUGCCAGACAAGACGAUUGGAGGACAGAAGACGCACUUGCUGAACUGCUAGUGGUUUACUAGUGGUUAGCUGUAGCAUACUUGUGGCAGCAGGGAGGAAGAAGGAGGGCUUGGCGAUGGUCACAGCGAUGGACGAUGCCUGUCCCAAUGGGGUACGGGAGGAGGAGGAGGUGACGUCCCAGGGACAGCCUGGCGUGGAGGGGGCCCCGGCCAUGCAGUCCACCCAGGAGUCAAACGCAUCUGGAGCCAUGCAGCAGGUGUUGGAUAAUGUGGCUGAGCCUCCCAUCUCAGCGGGCGCCAAAGACAUUGACCUGCUCUUCCUGCGCGGCAUCAUGGAGAGUCCUGUGGCUCAGGAGCAGCUGGAGGAGACGAAGCUGGAGGCGGUGCAGGACAACAAUGUGGAGCUGGUGACGGAGAUCCUGGGCGACAUUAGCAACCUAAAGGUGAAAGACGACAGCGCCGCAGAGCUGUCUAGGAUCCUUAAAGAGCCGCACUUCCAGUCUCUGUUGGAGGCCCACGACAUGGUGGCAUCCAAGUGCUACGAAGUCCCACCACCAACCGAGAUACCCAACGAUGCAGCAGUGAACAGCGCUCUGAUGCAGGCUGAUGCUGUGCGCAUGAUUGGCAUCCGUAAGAAGGCCGGAGAGCCGCUGGGUGUGACAUUUCGUGUGGAAAAGGACGACCUGGUCAUAGCUCGAAUCCUCCAUGGCGGGAUGAUCGACAGGCAGGGCCUGCUGCACGUGGGCGACAUCAUCAAGGAGGUGAACGGGAAGGACGUUGGCAACAACCCCACCGAGCUGCAGGAGAUGCUCAAAGACUGCAGCGGAGGGAUCACGCUGAAAAUACUCCCGAGCUACCGAGACGCUCCCGCGCCACCUCAGGUGCAUGUGCGGCCAUACUUUGAUUAUGACCCGGCCAAUGACAACCUGAUUCCUUGCCGAGAGGCGGGAAUGGCCUUUAAGAGAGGUGACAUCCUGCAGAUUGUGAACAGGGAGGACCCAAACUGGUGGCAGGCGUGCCAUGUGGUCGGAGGGGCUACAGGAUUGAUCCCUAGUCAGUUCCUGGAAGAAAAGAGGAAAGCUUUUGUCCCUCGAGACUUUGAUGGAUCAGGAAUGCUUUGUGGUACUAUUGCUGGGAAAAAGAAGAAGAAAAUGAUGUAUCUGACAGCCAAGAAUGCAGAAUUCGAUAGACAUGAAUUGCUAAUUUAUGAGGAAGUAGCAAAGGUACCACCUUUCCAGAGGAAGACUCUGGUUCUGAUUGGUGCUCAGGGUGUAGGUCGGCGCAGCCUCAAGAACCGGCUGAUGGUCCUCCAUCCCACACGCUUUGGCACCACCAUACCCUACACUUCUCGACGGCCCCGUGAUGAUGAGCUAGACGGUAACUCCUACCACUUCACCACAAGGACAGAGAUGGAGGUGGAUGUGAAGGCUGGACGUUUCUUGGAACACGGCGAGUAUGACGGCAACUUGUACGGCACCAAGAUCGAGUCCAUCCAUGAGGUGGUGAGAACAGGACGCACCUGCAUCCUGGACGUCAACCCACAUGCUCUAAAGGUGCUAAAAACAGCAGAGUUCAUGCCUUACGUGGUGUUCAUUGCAGCACCAGACUUUGAUACUCUUAAGGGCAUGCACAAAGCUGUGGUGGACGCAGGCAUCACCACCAAACAACUCACGGACGUCGACCUGAGGAAGACGGUGGAUGAGAGCGCUCGGAUCCAGAGGGCGUACAACCACUACUUUGACCUCACCAUCGUCAACGACAACCUGGACCAGGCCUUUGAGACGUUACAGGCGGCCGUGGACAAACUGUGCAACGAACACCAGUGGGUCCCUGUGAACUGGGUGUACUGAGGGCCAGCUGCUGUGCUCACACUGACCACUCGGAGUGGUCAGUAUGUGUGUUUCCCACCACAAAGGCCAAAGAAGAGGUGAAGAGAAAGUAAAUAAUAAAAAAGAAAAAAUCUCCCAUAAACACUCUUCCUCCUCUCGGGCCUGCACGCAGUGCAACUUUUUUAUUCCUAAAAACUCAAAGGGAAAGAGUGCUUAUUUAUUUUCUAACUUUUUAUGAGAGAUCUUUCUAUCAAUGUGGAAUUCAGUGAGAAGUAAACAAAAAAUCUGGUCUCCUUAUUAGGGCCGUAUUUUUGCAUUAAUUUAUUGUUGUAGUUUGAUUUUGUAGUCAUUGAUUGAUUUCAAGUGUUUGUGUCAGCUGUUCUCCAUGGAUGUCCGGGAUUAUUGAUCACCUUCCACGCUCUGAUAAGAAGACGAAGAUAGGAGAAGAGAUUCAUCAGUGUGGCACAUCGUUGCUGAAAGUCUGUGUAGCUGUGAUUUUUACAUCUAUACUUUAUCCUUUGGUGUUUUUACGUAGCUGACCCUAAACUUUCCUAUCAGCAUCCCCUCAAUCAUCAUUGAUGCAGAAAUAAAAGCUCGUAUGCGCACAAUUCCCUGGGUAUGUAAAGAAAAUCGACUUUAUACUGUAUUUUUCAAAUCAAACACCGUGUCUGUUCUUCUGUCGAGUUUAGCGUUGUUGUUCUAGCUCUCCAUCAGUGUGGUGGUUGAUCGUGUUUAGUGUUGAUUUGUUUUUAUUGAUGUUACCAGCCUGUCUGUCUGUCUGGACUUCACCGUCCACAUCUGCCAGUUUCAUGUUUUAUAUUUGUGAAUGUGGCACAAAUCCACUCCCGCUUCAUGGUCCCCGUCUUCACUGUUUCAGUCUGCCAAAGCUCUGAUCUCACUCCAAAUAAAAGGUGAACUCAUAUCUGUCAAAUCUGAUUCCUAUUUGGACUGAAGGCUGUCGUAUAAAAGUCUGAUUUCACGGCUAGUGGGGGGAAAGUAAAUUCAUGUAGCAGAGCCAAAGGGGAAAACUUGUGCUAAUUUUUCUCAUUUUUGUAAAUCUUUUUUAAAACAAGUAAAACUGUUAAAGGAAUUCCACACAGUUGUUCUGAAACCUGUGGUUACACUUCACGCCCUGAUAAAUGACCUUAUGUGAAUAUUGUUUUCAUGAUAUAUUUAUAUACAUACAUAUAUAUGAAUCAUGUCUGACCCUCCUGAGGCUUUUCUGUGCCACGUAUCAGAGAACAACCCGACUGUGCUCACCUCAACUUCAUGUCUGCAAAUGUUUUUACAUUUUUAUGAGCAUAUUUAUGAUGAAUAAACCUUUA